Molecule: messenger RNA, 6950 nt
Organism: Drosophila suzukii
Lineage: Eukaryota; Metazoa; Arthropoda; Insecta; Diptera; Drosophilidae
Gene: Dcr-1
Product: Endoribonuclease Dcr-1
Biological process (GO): pre-miRNA processing; apoptotic DNA fragmentation; siRNA processing
Cellular component (GO): RISC complex; cytoplasm; nucleus
Molecular function (GO): RNA binding; protein binding; deoxyribonuclease I activity
Source: RefSeq, a predicted model, not a curated record
UGAACGGUCACACUAGGUAGUGCCGGCUUUAGAAUUUUUUGCAGAAAUCCUCUCCAGGCACGAGUUGAGUGAUUCCCCUGGCAACGAUGGCGUUUCACUGGUGCGACAACAACCUGCACACCACCGUGUUCACGCCGCGUGACUUCCAGGUGGAACUGCUGGCCGCGGCCUAUGAGCGGAACACCAUAAUCUGCCUGGGCCACCGCAGCUCCAAGGAGUUCAUAGCCCUCAAGCUGCUCCAGGAGCUGUCGCGACGCGGACGUCAACGUGGUCGGGUCAGUGUCUACCUGAGCUGCGAGGUAGGGGUAAGCAAGGAGCCCUGCUCCAUCUACACGAUGCUCACCCACCUGACCGACCUGCGGGUGUGGCAGGAGCAGCCAGACAUGCAGAUUCCCUUUGACCACUGCUGGACGGACUACCACGUGUCCAUUCUGCGGCCGGAGGGAUUUCUCAGCCUGCUCCAGGGUCGCGAUCUGUUGCUCAGCAGCGUGGAGCUGAUUGUGCUGGAGGAUUGUCACGACAGUGCGGUCUAUCAGAGGAUUAUGCCCAUCUUCGAGGAACACAUUAUUCCAGCUGCCCCGGCGGACAGACCGCGCAUACUCGGACUGGCUGGACCACUGCACAGCGCCGGAUGUGAGUUGCAGCAGCUGAGCGCCAUGCUCGCCACCCUGGAGCGUAAUGUGCUCUGCCGGAUAGAGACGGCCAGCGACAUAGUCACUGUGCUGCGCUACUGUUCCCGUCCGCACGAGUACAUUGUGCAGUGCGCCCCCUUCGAGAUGGACGAGCUGUCCCUGUUGCUAGCCGAUGUUCUCAACACCCACAAGUCCUUCAUGGUAGAUCACCGCUACGAUCCGUACGAAAUCUACGGCACGGACCAGUUCAUGGAGGAAUUGAAGGACAUACCCGAUCCCAAGGUGGACCCGCUGAACGUCAUCAACUCGCUUCUGGCCGUGCUGCACGAGAUGGGGCCCUGGUGCACGCAGCGGGCUGCCCAGCACUUUUACCAUUGCAACGAGAAACUAAGUAAGACGCCGCACGAGCGGCACUACCUACUCUACUGCCUGGUGAGCACGGCCCUCAUCCAACUGCACUCCCUGUGCGAUAACGCGUUCCAGCGGCACCAGGGACCUGGUGGCGACACACGUCAAACCAUCGAACGUUACUCCAGCCCCAAAGUGCGACGCCUGCUGCAAACACUGCGGUGUUUUAAGCCCGAAGAUGCAACCCAGGCGGACGGUUUGCGCAGGAUGCGGCAACAGGUGGAUCAGGCGGACUUUAACCGUUUAUCGCAUGUGUUGGAGAACAAGUGUCGGGUGGUGGACCAACUGGAGCAACAGCCAACGGAGACACGAGCCCUGGUGGCCAAUCUCGAGCAAAUUCUGCACACGUCAGAGGAAAACAGCCGGCGGAGGAGCGCCGCUCGGGUUGCUCCUAGUCCUGCGCCUUCGAAGUCUAAGCCGGGCAGUGGGUCAAACACUGGCCAACAGCGCACCCGAAGACGAGUGUACACGAGACGCCACCACCGGGAUCAGCAUGAUGGCAGUGACACUCUCUGUGCGCUGAUUUACUGCAAUCAGAACCAUACGGCGCGCGUGCUCUUCGAGUUGCUGGCUGAGGUGAGCAGGCGUGAUCCAGAUCUCAAGUUCCUACGCUGCCAGUACACCACGGACCGGGUGGCGGAUCCCACCACAGAGCCCAAGGAGGCCGAAUUGGAGCACCGGCGCCAGGAGGAGGUCCUCAAGCGAUUCCGCAUGCACGACUGCAAUGUGCUAAUUGGCACUUCGGUGCUGGAAGAGGGCAUCGAUGUGCCAAAGUGCAACUUGGUCGUGCGAUGGGAUCCGCCCACCACAUAUCGUAGUUACGUCCAGUGCAAAGGCCGGGCUCGAGCUGCUCCCGCCUACCACGUUAUCCUAAUUGCGCCUAGUUACGAAAGCCCGCCUGUAGGUGCAGAUCGGCUAAGUGAUCGGAGUCAUCGCUUCAUUUGCGGGGCAUCAGGAACGGGAGACAACACAGAGGCGGACAGCGACUCGGAUGACUCGGCGAUGCCGAAUUCCUGCGGUUCGGAUCCCUAUACCUUUGGCACGGCCCGCGGAACGGUAAAGAUACUUAAUCCCGAAGUUUUUAGUAAGCAGCCGCCGACGGCAUGCGACAUUAAGCUGCAGGAGAUCCAGGACGAAUCGCCGGCUUUAGGAUUUCUGGACAAUAGCAACUCCAGCGACGAAGCCGUCAGCAAGAGCUACACUUCUCCCAGUGAGAGCAGUACAGAACGAAAGUCUAAGCGCUUCCAGUGCGAGCUGGGCGUACCAACCGAGCCAGAAGCUACUACCGAUCCAUCUCCCAAAAUCGAAACGGUGGAUCGCUUGGCCAGUACCACCAAGGAGUUGGUGCAUCAAAUGGCACAAUAUCGGGAGAUUGAGCAGAUGCUUUUAUCCAAGUGCGCCAACACAGAACCGCCGGAGCAGGAGCAGAGCGAGGCGGAGCGCUUCAGUGCCUGCCUGGCCGCCUAUCGACCCAAGCCGCACCUCCUGACCGGGGCCUCCGUGGAUCUCGGCACUGCCAUAGCCCUGGUCAACAAGUACUGCGCUCGCCUGCCCAGCGACACUUUCACCAAGUUGACGGCCUUGUGGCGCUGCACGCGGAGCCAAAGGGAUGGAGUUACACUGUUUCAGUACACACUCAGACUGCCCAUCAAUUCGCCAUUGAAGCAUGACAUUGUGGGUCUUCCAAUGCCCACCCAGACUUUGGCCCGUCGACUGGCUGCCUUGCAGGCAUGUGUGGAGCUACACAGGAUUGGUGAGCUUGACGAUCAGUUGCAGCCCAUUGGCAAGGAGGGUUUCCGCGCCCUGGAACCCGAUUGGGAGUGCUUUGAUCUGGAGCCGGAGGACGAGCAGAUUGUCCAGCUGAGCGAUGAACCCCGUCCGGGAACAACAAAACGGCGUCAGUACUACUAUAAACGGAUUGCUUCCGAAUUCUGCGAUUGCCGUCCGGUGGCCGGAUCACCAUGCUAUCUGUACUUCAUUCAGCUGACGCUCCAGUGUCCAAUUCCCGAAGAGCAGAACACACGAGGCCGCAAAAUCUAUCCACCCGAGGAUGCCCAGCAGGGAUUCGGCAUUCUCACCAGCAAACGCAUCCCAAAGUUGAGCGCCUUCUCGAUCUUUACACGUUCCGGUGAGGUGAAGGUUUCCUUGGAGUUGGCCAAGGAGCGGGUGGUCCUUACCAGCGAACAGAUUGUCUGCAUCAACGGUUUCCUGAAUUACACAUUCACCAAUGUACUUCGGCUGCAAAAGUUCCUCAUGCUCUUUGAUCCGGACUCCACUGAGAACUGUGUUUUCAUUGUGCCCACGGUGAAGGCACCAGUGGGUGGCAAGCAUAUCGACUGGCAGUUCCUAGAGCUCAUCCAGGCCAAUGGCAAUACAAUGCCUCGUCCAGUGCCCGAUGAGGAGCGCCAAGCGCAGGCUUUUGAUGCCCAACGAUUCCAAGAUGCCGUCGUGAUGCCAUGGUAUCGCAACCAGGAUCAACCGCAAUACUUCUACGUGGCCGAGAUCUGUCCCCACCUUUCACCACUCAGCUGCUUCCCCGGUGACAACUACCGCACGUUCAAGCACUACUACCUCGUCAAGUAUGGCCUGACCAUACAGAAUGCCUCGCAGCCGCUGUUGGACGUGGAUCAUACGAGUGCUCGUUUAAAUUUCCUGACGCCGCGAUAUGUAAAUCGCAAAGGAGUGGCUCUGCCCACCAGUUCGGAGGAGACGAAACGGGCAAAGCGCGAGAAUCUUGAGCAAAAACAGAUCCUGGUGCCAGAGCUGUGCACCGUGCACCCAUUUCCAGCCUCUUUGUGGCGAACUGCCGUGUGCCUGCCCUGCAUUCUGUAUCGCAUCAAUGGUCUUCUCUUGGCGGACGAUAUUCGUAAGCAAGUUUCUGCGGAUCUAGGCCUUGGAAGGCAGCAGAUCGAGGAGGACGAUUUCGAAUGGCCCAUGCUGGACUUUGGCUGGAGUUUAUCGGAAGUUCUGAAGAAAUCCCGCGAGUCUAAGCAAAAGGAUUCGCAAAAGGAGGCUUUGGUGAAUGGAAACGAUUUAGGUGAUGUUCAAAAGGAACCGGCUAAAGAGGAGACUCCACUAGAUGAGGAUUCCAAAACCGAUAAUGCUGAAAAGAGUGCCGUCGAACUUAUCAUUGAGGGUGAACAGAAACUCCAAGAGGCGGAUGAUUUUAUUGAGAUAGGCACUUGGUCGAACGACAUGGCCGACGACAUAGCCACCUUUAACCAAGAAGACGAGGACGAAGAGGACGCCUAUCACCUUCCAGUUCUGCCUGCCAACGUUAAGUUUUGCGAUCAGCAGACCCGGUAUGGAUCGCCAACCUUUUGGGACGUGAGCAAUGGGGAAUCUGGUUUCAAGGCUCCGAAGCGCGGUCAGAAUCAGCAAGGUAACAAGGGCAAAGGAAAGGGUCCAGCAAAGCCCGCCUUCAACUAUUACGACUCGGACAAUUCGCUGGGCUCCAGCUACGAUGAUGACGACAACGCUGGACCGCUAAAUUACAUGCACCACAACUAUAGCUCGGAUGACGACGAUGUGGCGGAUGAUAUCGAUGCGGGUCGUAUUGCUUUCACAUCCAAGAACGAGGCGGAGACCAUCGAAACCGCCCAGGAAGUGGAAAAGCGCCAGAAGCAGCUGUCCAUCAUCCAGGCGACAAAUGCCAACGAGCGGCAAUACCAGCAGACCAAGAACCUGCUCAUUGGAUUCAACUUCGAACAGGAAGAGGAGGACCAGGACGGACUUCCCAGCGGCAGAUACGAACAGUCCAUAGCUAAACUUAAGACGGAGAUAGAAAGCUGCGGGAUGCUGGUGCCCCACGAUCAGCAGUUGGUUCUGAAGCGAAGUGAUGUUGCUGCCGCUCAAGUUGCAAAGAAAUCGAUGAUAGAGCUGUUAAAGCAACUACUGCCAUACGUAACGGAGGAGCUGCUGUCCGAAAAGCUGGGUGACAGGCGGGAGCUGCUGCUGUCGGAUUUAGUGGAGCUAAACGCAGAUUGGGUGUCCCGGCAUGAGCAGGAGACCUAUACGGUUUUGGGAUGCGGAGAUAGUUUUGACAACUACAAUGAUCAUCAUCGUCUAAACUUGGAUAAAAAACAACUAAGGCUGCAGUUUGAUCGAGCAGAAAUCCAGCCAAUCACUCCUAAGAAAGCCAUAUCAUCAUCCAUGUUACAGGCUGGAUUCAGCUUCGAUCGUCAACCGAAUCUAGUAGGCCAUCCAGGACCCAGUCCCAGCAUAAUAUUGCAGGCCCUCACCAUGUCCAACGCCAACGAUGGCAUUAAUCUUGAGCGCCUGGAGACCAUUGGAGAUUCCUUUCUCAAGUAUGCCAUUACCACAUAUUUGUACAUCACCUACGAGAAUGUCCACGAGGGAAAACUUAGCCACCUGCGCUCCAAGCAGGUUGCCAACCUAAAUCUUUAUCGUCUGGGAAGGCGCAAGAGACUGGGCGAGUACAUGAUAGCCACAAAGUUCGAACCUCACGACAACUGGCUGCCACCCUGCUACUACGUGCCGAAGGAGCUGGAAAAGGCGCUUAUCGAGGCGAAGAUCCCUACGCACCACUGGAAGCUGGCCGAUCUGCUAGACAUCAAGAACCUAAGCAGCAUGCAAAUCUGCGAGAUGGUUCGCGAAAAAGCCGAGGCUUUGGGCUUGGGGCACAAUGGAAGUGCCCCAACUGGCCAGAUAGACGAAUCCAACGACAGCUGCAAUGAUUUUAGCUGCUUUAUUCCGUACAACCUUGUAUCACAGCACAGCAUUCCGGAUAAGUCCAUCGCCGAUUGUGUCGAGGCGCUGAUUGGAGCCUAUCUUAUUGAGUGCGGACCUCGGGGAGCACUACUUUUCAUGGCCUGGCUGGGGGUAAGGGUCCUGCCCUUUACCAAGCAGCUGGAGGCUGCGAGUAAGGAGGAUCGAAUACCGGGAAGCACCAGACCAAAUGCCGAAAAAAUGGUUACCGUUUACGGCGCUUGGCCCACGCCACGAAGUCCUCUGCUGCACUUUGCCCCCAACGCCACGGAGGAGCUGGACCAACUGCUCAGUGGUUUCGAGGAGUUCGAGGAGAGUCUCGGAUACCAGUUCCGGGAUCGGUCCUACCUUUUGCAAGCCAUGACACAUGCCAGUUAUACUCCUAAUCGACUGACGGAUUGCUACCAGCGCUUGGAGUUUCUGGGCGACGCAGUGCUGGAUUACCUCAUCACACGGCAUUUAUACGAAGAUCCCCGCCAGCACUCGCCGGGCGCAUUAACGGACUUGCGGUCUGCUCUGGUGAAUAACACAAUUUUCGCCUCUCUAGCCGUUCGCCAUGGAUUCCACAAGUUCUUCCGCCAUCUCUCGCCGGGUCUUAAUGAUGUGAUAGACCGAUUUGUGAGAAUCCAGCAGGAAAAUGGUCACAGCAUUAGUGAGGAGUACUACUUAUUGUCCGAGGAGGAGUGCGAUGAUGCGGAGGACGUUGAGGUGCCCAAGGCUUUGGGCGAUGUUUUCGAGUCGAUCGCAGGGGCCAUUUUUCUCGACUCGAACAUGUCGCUGGACGUGGUGUGGCACGUCUACAGCAACAUGAUGAGCCCGGAGAUAGAACAGUUUAGUAACUCAGUGCCAAAGUCGCCCAUUCGGGAGCUCCUCGAGCUGGAGCCGGAGACAGCCAAGUUCGGCAAGCCCGAGAAGCUGGCGGAUGGGCGGCGGGUGCGCGUUACCGUGGAUGUCUUCUGCAAAGGAACCUUCCGUGGCAUCGGGCGCAACUAUCGCAUUGCCAAGUGCACGGCGGCCAAAUGCGCUCUGCGCCAGCUCAAAAAGCAAGGCUUAAUAGCCAAAAAAGACUAAAGAGUCAUCGCUGCAAUUGUGUUUCAUUAGGUUUAAGCAAAACUUUUUAGAUUUAAGAAUAACAUUUGUAUAAAUCCUGAAUAAAUUGUAUAUGUCGAAUCUGUGUGUAAA